CCAUUGGGGUCUGUACAGGGGUGGACUGACCAUUUGGAAACUGGAGCACUGCCAGAGGGCCCAGAGUCAGUAGGGGGCCCCAUGAGAUGCCCCUGGUACCUUUUUCGUAGGUUUUUUUGAGUUUGGGCAAGGACACAGGGGCCCCAUGAUCCCCUAUUACCCGGGGGCCCCAUGAGUUGUCAGUCCGCCCCUGGUCCGCCCCUGCCAUUGCUCAGUACAAAUCCCAACCAAUUCA
Staurois parvus is the source of this 235-nucleotide messenger RNA. NCBI's taxonomy places the organism in Eukaryota, Metazoa, Chordata, Amphibia, Anura, Ranidae. The record is from the annotation of a GenBank genome assembly.